Molecule: messenger RNA, 732 nt
Organism: Lachancea dasiensis
Lineage: Eukaryota; Fungi; Ascomycota; Saccharomycetes; Saccharomycetales; Saccharomycetaceae
Source: the annotation of a GenBank genome assembly
AUGACUUGCCCUGGCCGCGAUUCUAAGCUAAACAGCUUCUUGAAACUCAUGUCCACAAUGGGGCAUGUCCCGGGGCCGGAGGGCCCGAGCGAUAGAGCAUGGGGCAAGGCUAUAUAUGUGUAUCGCUCUGUACGGGUGUGUCGUCGGUUGCUGAUGAACAUCACUUUAUCGUUUAGCGUCGUGGUUCGCUUUGGCAACGUAACCUGUCUCAGCGACGGAGUACCGUUACGAGUGGGAGAGCUUGGGUCCCACAAGAGGCUCUUUCGCAAGGCUAAAAUCCUCCGGAGAGUGCUUUUAUCCACAGAAGCUAAAAAAAAAAAAGGCCAAACCCUGGGUCGCUAUGCACAAGCGGUGGGACUGCGUAUGGCCGAACUCUUGGAUUCUGGUAAGAAUAAAUUCAGUGGCCCGUUGACGGCCCCUAUUUCCAGCCCUGGAGCAGCAUCGUUUGAAACGCACCUCACUCCGGGCACCUCGAGAACCACCCGACGUGACGCAAGCUGGUCGCAGCGCUUGAAUAAAUCCACAGGAGCCAGCGUUCAUGUCUUAACGAUGCUUUUUGGUUGGACUACGAUUUUGGGUCUGGCUGCGUAUCACCCUGUACAAAAAUGGCACCCGCAUUACAAUGUGUGCUUGAAGGUAUAUAUACAGGACCGUGGUCUUGGAGUCGGUCCACGUAUAUAUACAGGACUGUGGUCUUGGGGUCGGCCCAUGGAUGCCACACCAGUGGUUUGA